Messenger RNA from Acytostelium subglobosum LB1, 405 nucleotides. RefSeq lists its product as hypothetical. The transcript is spliced from 3 exons. NCBI's taxonomy places the organism in Eukaryota, Evosea, Eumycetozoa, Acytosteliales, Acytosteliaceae. Bases 1 to 405 code for a protein of 134 amino acids. The record is from RefSeq and is a predicted model, not a curated record.
AUGUUGAUAAAGAAGAUUGUUACUCAUUUGAGUGACAAUCUGUUGGACAGUAUCAUGUUAUCAUUGGUCUCAAAGAGAUUAUAUAAUGAUAGAACAAAAUCAACAGAGUCAUAUCAACAACUAAUCUUGGAGCAGACAAAACAUAACAAGCCAUUUAAUAUCGCAGUACUCAACUCUACACAAUGUCCGCACGACCGCUACACCUACGACCAUAUAUUCCUCACUCGGCAACUGGCGGCUGAUGGACAGAUGAUCGAGCAAAUAUUGGCAUUGCCAAACAUUGGAUCAAUCACUUUUAUUGAUAGGAGUGAGACUGUAUGCUUCCAAUCAUCGUUCUGGAUAAGUGCCAUCCCAUUGUUUGAAGGGUUGGUGGCCAAGGGAGUCAUUGACGUGUCGUACAUAUGA